AUGAAUAUUGGGGCUCUGGUUCGUGAAAUAUCACAACAAAUACCCUUGGACUCUUGGAAAUCCCCUGCAUCCCCAACACUCGCUGCCCCCGAAUCGACUUUUUUCUGUCACUGCGACGAAUUCAAAACCAAAAACAUCUGUGACUGUACCCAGCGCCACAAGGUAGUGGUGGAAAGCCUUAAAAGAGACUUGAAUCUCGCGGCUAAAGUAGGCCAAAGUCUGCUGUCACAAUUAUCCACCAUGGAAAGCCGCCUAGCCAGCCAAGAGGAGGAAUUUAAAGCUCGCCAGCAAGAGCUAGUCACACAAAACCACGAGCUUUUACAAAGAAAUGCAGAGCUUUUAGACUCGACCCGCGAGAGUGCUCAUUCCAUAGCAGACUCUGAGGCCCGCAUCGCCCAGCUCACGGCUCGACUGUCCGACGCCAAUGCACGCUGCCUGCGAUUGAACUCGUGGAUGUCGCUUGCACAAUCACUAGAGCACCAGGUUGCUAUGCUCGAAUCAAUGCAAGAGAGUCUGCAGUCUGAGCUUUCAUCAGUCAAGCAGGAUAAAUCUGUCGCUGAAUCCCGAUGGCGUGCUUCCGAACAGCUGGUUCAUAUUGUUUCCAGGCAAUACAAGCAAUUGAGUCUGGACAUUAACAAGAGCACACAUCCUUCCUUCUCUACUGAGCAGAUUUCGAAUCUAGACGAUGAACCGGCAAACUGGAUAGCCGACAACACACCAGAAGUGCCGUCCCUUGACGAUAUCGACGAUACUAUUGAUUCGAGCUUCGAUGCAGACAUUUUCCUACCCACAGAAAGCACGCCGCUACGAUCCCAAAAAAGCAUGCCGGCAAAUUUGGCCCCGCGACCUCAUUAUCACAUCUCGUCCUUCAAAUCGUUGGAUGAACUCAAAGCUGCUGCCGCUGCCGCGGCUGCUGCCACUGCUCGCCCUGCGCGUCCCCUUCAACCACAGCACUCUAUGCAACACCUCCAACCUGUUCCGGCGCGGGUGUCGACCGCCAUGUCUCGAGAAACUCUCAAUAGCACGCGGCCGAUUCUACGCCGUAACUUUUCACACGAAAGUGUGCUCUCGGUAAUGGUAGAGCCCCAGCCCCUCGAAAAGCCGGCCAUGGCGACGGCUGAGCUCGCAAAAGCGGCCCUCACAGACUCCCAGGCUCACGCAACCAAAAGCGGCGUCAAAACGAAUGCCCGUGAACAAUUAUUGGGAAUUAAAGGACUCCAGGCUUCUCUGGACCAGCGCUCAGCUGUUCGUACCGAGGCGGCUCGCUGGAGAUUUGUUCCAUUCAGACGAUAG
Molecule: messenger RNA, 1293 nt
Organism: Wickerhamiella sorbophila
Lineage: Eukaryota; Fungi; Ascomycota; Dipodascomycetes; Dipodascales; Trichomonascaceae
Exons: 1
Coding region: 1-1293 (430 amino acids)
Source: RefSeq, a predicted model, not a curated record